Messenger RNA from Bursaphelenchus xylophilus (pine wood nematode), 1326 nucleotides. The record is from the annotation of a GenBank genome assembly. Lineage: Eukaryota; Metazoa; Nematoda; Chromadorea; Rhabditida; Aphelenchoididae.
AUGACGAGUGUUCGGAGGAGAAUGGUAGGGAGAUUUGGUUGCUGUAUCAGUCUGUCGGGAAAAUAAUGGCGGCUCGCCAUUAUUUUCCCGUCUGCGGAGAUUUUGGAGAGAGUUGAGGCGAUUGUAUAGGAGAAAUUUAAGAGUUUUUGACUAAUUUAUAUUGGUUUAUAUCACUUUAGGUCAAAAUUUUUGAUUUUUGGUAUAAAGUAAUGGUGUUGAGCUUCCAGUCGAACCCAUACUCAUCCCUCUACGCGAUACACUCCAUUCAACCUCAGGAACCACUAGAACCACCCGUAGAACCAGCCCCGUCGACAUCGGAAGGCCUAGUAUCAUAUGAAGAAUCUCCGACGAAGCCUCAAUGUUAUGAGACCGAUCCCACCGAGAUUCACACUUAUAACACAUGGCAUCAGAACUUUUAUCAGCGACCCACCCCUUUUUAUCCCGGACCACCACUGGUCCCAGUACAGCCGGAGAAAGAAGUGGUGGAGCAGAUUAAUUUGGCAGCCAGAUAUGUCGCUGCGAAUGGAGCAUACGCUGAGAGACGGUUAUUGGGUAAGUAAUAAAGAGUGUGAAGAUUAAUUUUCAACUUGGUUUGGACAGUAAUUUUGGUCUUCAACGCGAAAAAUGACAGGUUUUGACAUCAGAUGUCUAGUGUAAUAUAAUUUUUUGGAAGAUUGUACUGUUCUGAUGAUCUGACUGGAUUCUUUUGCAGAUAACCGCACUCCACUCAGCUUCCUCUACCCCGACAACCCGAAUAUCAUAUUCUACCACACGAAAAUACGGUAUUUUCAAUGCAAAUUGAACCCCUAUUCGGCCGCCUUCACCAAGAGCAAAUAUUUUUAUAUGAUGGAAGGCAAUGAAGCAGAGAAUAACCAUCAGAAUGGACUGGCAAAUUCAGCGAGAAUUGGAGGACAACGUUAUGAUCAGCCAUCGACAUCAGUGGGAUAUAAAAUUUUGGGAAAUUCAAAUUUGGGCGGAAGUGGACUGAAUCAGAAGCUUGAGAGCACGGUAAUAACUGUGCCUUCUGCUCCAGAACCUCCCAAGCCUCAGCAAUUCCCCGGAUUCGACGCUGUUCCUGAUGAAGCCGACGAAAAAGUGAAGCAAUUGCGGAAAGAGAGGGCCCGACAAUUUAUGGCAGACCUUUUGAAAAGAAAACGCAAUAAAAAUGAGGAAAAUCGACCGGUCGAUAAGGCUGAAGACGUCAAACAGUCUGUGAGAGAGGCUUUCGGAGAGGAAGAGCAGAUCACGGAGUAUCGGAAGAGAAGCGACGACGAAAAAAGACGGAGGAAAGUAUUGCACCUCCCGAGAAGGUGCUACCCGGAUUAA